AUGGAUGUUCUGGAAGAAGAGCUGAAAUGCCCCAUCUGUCACUGUGUCUUUGAGGACCCUCGAGUUUUACCUUGCUCACAUAAUUUCUGCAAGAAAUGCUUAGAAGGUGUUCUUGAAGGCAAUUCUAGGCACCUGCUAUGGAGACCUUCUAGCUUUAAAUGUCCUACCUGUCGUAAAGAAAUUUCAACAAUGGGUGGCAACAGCCAUCAGGUUAACUAUGUGCUAAAAGGAAUUGUGGAGAAAUAUAACAAGAUUAAAGCCACUCCAACCAUGCCAAUAUGUAAGGAUCACAAUGGACAACCCCUUAAUAUCUUUUGCUCCACAGACCUAAAGCUAAUCUGUGGUUUCUGUGCUACCAGUGGAGAGCACAAAGACCAUGUGUUCUCCUCCUUUGAUGAUGCCUAUAGUCAGGAGAAGCGUUCUUUGGAAACCUUGUGCCAUGGGAUUGAAAACUGGCAAAACAUGGACAUCCAAACCCACUUGAAUGUAUUGGAGACCAGCAAGAGAGAAGCUCUUCAGUUGCUGACAAAGGAUUCUGACACAGUGAAGGCUUACUUUGAAAAGUUGCAGCAUGUGCUAGAGCAGAAGAAAAAUGAAAUCCUCUCAGAUUUCGAAACAAUGAAACUCGAAGUCAUGCAAGCGUAUGAUCCAGAGAUCAACAAUGUGAACUCCAUUAUGAAUGAGAAGAAGAAGGCUUGUGACAUUGUUGAGGAUUUUAAGAACAUCACAGAUCCAUUUCUUUUUCUUCAGAAAAUGGAGGAGUUUCGAGAAAAAGUUCAACGUAUUAAAGCUCCAUUGCCAUCUCCUGCAGAUAUCGCUGCCAUUUCUUGUAUGAAAAAUUUUGAUACCAGCAUGUGGGAUAACAUCAGACUCAUAGAUGUUGAUAAACUAGGUCUACCGCAGAAGACACCCACCAAGCCUCAAAGAGUUCAUCUGAAGUUCCCCUCUCUUAGAACUGGAGCUGUGGCACUUCUAGUUUUGGUUUUGAUGUUGGUGGCUCUUUACUCUGUUCCAUAUAUUGACUUAACUCCGUUCACUGAUGGGUACCUGCAGCCUAUAAUUAUCUACUUAUCAGAAGCUUCAACUCUGAUUGCAGAGAAAGCUGUGCUUUACAAGGACCUGAUUAUAGAACAGGCAUAUCUCCUUGGUGAAAACAUCCAUAAAUACUCCACAAUGUUACUGGAGCAAGCUGCACUAUUUAUCUGUAAAUAUAAACUUUAA
Messenger RNA from Staurois parvus, 1221 nucleotides. NCBI's taxonomy places the organism in Eukaryota, Metazoa, Chordata, Amphibia, Anura, Ranidae. The record is from the annotation of a GenBank genome assembly.